CUUUUGCAGUUGUGUUUUGUUCGUCUGAGAUGGGAAAGAAAAGAUUUUGGUUGAAGUGAGUUUGAAGACUGAAAACUAUUCUGAAUUGUCUUUCUGAUUGAACGAAAGCUGGCUACUGAGACUGAUCUCCGAUCUCAAUAUCGGGGCUACGAUAUUGAUAAAUUAUAUUUGCUUUGUAUGACACUCAAAAAUGGAAUCCAAUGAAUCUGAAUUAGAGACUCUAAAAAAACAGGUCACUGAACUUGAAAAACAGUUAGAGAAAGCUCAAAGAAGUCAAUCUAAACUUGAAAAAAAACUCAAGCAAUCUGAGCGGACUAUAGAAAUAACGGAAAGGUAUAAUGAAAGCCUACGUGGUGAGGUAAAUACUCUACGAAAACAGGUACAUGGAUACAAACAUAAACAGUUGGUUGAUGCAAGCAUACAGACUGAUUUUGUUGUUCAACAUGAGAACACUCAAGAAAAUAACAAAGAAGAUUUAAAUAAUUUACAAGGAGAUGGUCUGUCGAUUGCUGAAAGUUUGAAAGCUGCUGCAGAAGCAGCAACGACUCAGUCAGGGUUUGUUUAUGAUGAAAGAACUGGACUAUAUUAUGAUUAUAGUACUGGUUACUACUAUGACCAGAAAAAUCAGUUAUAUUAUGAACCAAAUACAGGUAUAUAUUAUUAUUAUGAUCAGAAAAUGAAUACGUAUCAUUUUCAUUCUCAAGUCGACAUUACACAGACGGCUUAUGCCGAACUUUCAACCACAGAUGUUAAGGAGAAAAAGAAAAAGAAGAAAAGCAAAGAGAAGAAAAAGAUGAAAUCCAAUGAAGAUGGAAAUGAGACAGAAAUAAUAGAGAUUGUAGAUGAUAGAAUACAUAAAUCAAAUCACCAAGACCAAGCAAAAAGUAGUUUAGAUAUUGAAGUCAUUGAAAUUGAUGAUAGUGAUGAUGACAGUUGUCACGGUGACAAAAUGGAAACAAGUAAUCCCAGUUGUAUCAGAGAUGUUGAAUUUGCAAAGUCCCCUGAUAAAAGUGAUUCUGAGAUGGAGGAAGGAGAGAUUUCAGACAGUUCUGAUGAUGGAGAGGAUGCGCCGAUGCAAGAGGAUGAAAUGGAUAGUUCAUCCUCAGAGAGUGAAGAAGAGAAUGUGGUGAAAGAAGUCUAUGCACCGUGUGUUAGGCUCAUAGUGACAGAUUCUGACUCAUUAGACCUGGGUACGUUGUUCAUUGUCACAUGUACAGGGGGUACUAUUGGAAGAGAUGAGAAACACUGUAUAGCUAUACCAGACUUAUCUGUCAGUAAACUACAUGCAGAGAUUGGAUAUUCCAAAGAAGAUACAAAGUAUUGGAUUAAAGAUUGUGGAAGUCAGAAUGGAACUUUUCUCAAUGAUACGUCAUUGACUGAUGAAGCAAGACAAGAGAGUGACUAUAAUAUGUUGUCUCAUGACGACAUCUUAAAAGUUGCCAUGACAACACUACUUGUUCAUAUUCAUCCUGGUGAUGAUACCUGUGAUAAAUGUGAGCCGGGAGUAGUACAAGCACAGAUUGCGAAACAACAACCUAAAGUAAAUGCUUUCACAAUCGUGUCUAAGGAAGAAAAAGAAAAACUGAGGAGAAGGCAAUUAAAACAAAUAAAACAGAAAUAUAUGCUUGCCAAUACUGAUUAUGAAGAGAAAGUUGUUGUGAAUGAAAAUGGUGAUUACGUUGACAGAGCAGAAGAAAGACGGAAAACUGUUGGUAGUGACAACCCUUACCAAAAGGAUGAUAUGCCUGCUUCUGUUCAUAGAGCCAUUGAUGACAGAAAUGUUGGUCACAAAAUGAUGAAAAAGAUGGGUUGGUCAGAAGGACACUCGCUGGGAAAGAAUGAUGAAGGAAUACAUGAGCCGAUUCAAGUGCUUGUGAGAGACAGCAAAGCUGGAUUGGGUUCUGGGAUACAGAGAUCUAUGGAUGAUGUGCAGUACAGUGGUCGCAAUGUGCAUAACUGGAGUAAAGCCCGUGGUCGAUUCCAAGGAUCAAGUCAAUCUGCUAAACUUAAAUCAGUGCAGCCACAGUGGAUAAAAGGUGACACUGUCACUAUAGGUGAACGUCAAGAUGUGUCAGAUACACCAAUCAUGUCAGAUAAUGCCACAGAACAGUCAAAACCCACAGUAGACCUGACAUCUAAAGUGAAAGAACAACAUGAAAAUGUGGUACCAAAAUCCGAGAAAAUAUUUGAAAUUUAA
Saccoglossus kowalevskii is the source of this 2197-nucleotide messenger RNA. Its product is annotated as angiogenic factor with G patch and FHA domains 1-like. The record is from RefSeq and is a predicted model, not a curated record. Gene Ontology annotation, molecular function: protein binding; nucleic acid binding. NCBI's taxonomy places the organism in Eukaryota, Metazoa, Hemichordata, Enteropneusta, Harrimaniidae.